GCCAAUAAAAAGUAAUUUAACGUCCCAAAAAGGCUUCCAUUGCAAUUUAAAAAAAAGCACAAGAUAUCUAAAGAAGAAACAAAUUUUAUAUUAAAAAAAAAAACAACCACAUACAACGAAAGUGUAGAAAAAAAUUUUUUGUGAAAAAGCUGCUGUAUAACUUCAGAUAAGCAAAUAACCAGUUAUUGGAAUAAAAAAGGCUGAUGGCAGCAAAAUAAAUUUAAUAACAUAAAUAAUGAGUUCCGUUAAACUUUAAAUGCGGCAUGUCUUUUCUACAAAAUACUUUAAGGAUUUAAAUUCGUUUUUAUUUUCAAAAAUAUCUACAAACAAAAAAUGUUGCAGUUUAACAAUUAAACCCUAAAAAUGUGGUGGCUUCAAUGUGAACACAAGAACAAAACUCAACAGCAAAUCCUCAACAUAAGUCUACAAAAUAAACUUUAACCUCCAAAAAAAAAAUAACAAAAAACAAAAGAAACAGAUAAAAGCUGAAAUAUAAAUUAAAGUUUUCCAAAGAGUUGUGCAGCAAUCUUCCUAUUAGACAGUAAACAACAAUUUAAACAGCAGACAACAGAUAUUUUUUAACUCCAAAACUGUUCUCCCUUCCCUUUUUUUUUGGAAACCUUUAUAAAACAAGGACAGUUGAAACAAAACAAACAUUUUUUUAAAUUCUUUUUGUUUUAAAAUAAAUUUUUAGUAAACGUGUUGGUUUUAAAUUGUUUUAAAUUACAACUUUAUAAAAUUUUAUGAAAGAAAGGGCCUAAGUGCCCUCGGUUAUGGCCUUUAUGAUGAAAAAGAAAAAGUAUCGUUUUAAUGUUGAAGUAAAAUUACAAGACUUGGAAAAUGUGGCCCUGGUAAAUGAGGUGUUGUUUGCGAAAAUUCGUUUGUUGGAUGGUGGCUCAUUUCAGGAAUAUAGCAGCAGGGAAGAAGUACGCAAUCAUCGCGUGGAAUGGAAUCGCAAUUUCGAAUUUCCCUGCAAAAUGUCAGCGAAUGCGUCGACGGGUGUUUUGGAUCCCUGCUAUUUGCGCAUAUCCAUACGCAAAGAGAUGAAGGGUGGUCGUAGUUAUUAUAAAUUAGGUUUUAUUGAUUUAAAUCUUGCCGAAUAUGCAGGCGCUGGUUUAACCUCGCGACGAUUUCUCCUGGAGGGUUAUGACUCCCGGCAUCGUUUAGAUAAUUCCAUGUUAACAUUAUCCAUUAAAAUGUUAAUGUUAAGUGGUGAUAUUUUAUUUAAGGCUCCUACACCAAAUUUAAAAAAUAAACUAAAAACUCCCACAGAUGAUAUGGCCACAGCGGCUACUGGUGUGGGCUUACAAACGCCCACCUCAUUAACUUCCUCCUCUUUACCCACCAUAGGGGUAACACAGCGUCCUGUUUCAACGAUAAGGGAUGAUGAUUCCGAUCCUCAAUAUGUUAUGGCCUCUAUUGUCACCGAUUCCGGCCACUCAGAGUCCUCUGAAUCGGCAAUUACCCUGACACCUGAUGCUUUGCUGUUGCAACAGCAGCAGCAACAACAGCACCACCAGCAGCAGCAACCACAAACGCAUUUGCCAUCUUCCUACCCACCCUCAUCGGCUGCCACUCUGGUGCCUGGUGUUUCUUUAACAAAUGCACAACAAAUGUUACCCUACGGCGGCAUAGGCGGUACGGGUGGUAGCGGUGGUGGUGGCAGCGGCGGCAGUGGCAGUGUUGCUGUUGCCAGCAUUGGUAUUAUUGGUAGCAAUAAUUGUGGCACUACCGCUUCGAUUAGUGGCUUAUCAACUUCAGGUGGCACUGUUCCAGGCCUUGAAAUGGGCCAUUCCAGAAAUUCCAGUAAUACUAGUCAAAUGUCAAAGGGUUCCGGUUAUAGUAGUUUUUCGCACAGUCAACAUUCUCGUCAAAGCUCUGAAGGUGAUUCGGGGCAUGCAAGAUUCAGCAAAUCCGUUUCUCUUCUGAAUAGACUUAAUCAAAGAGCUAUAAAUGCCAUGAAAUUGCAUAUACCCGCUUUAAUACACCACAACAAUCCGCAAGCCCUUGAUAAGGCUAAUGCCUUGAUACUGCAUACAAUGGAACCGGUGGUGGUCUCAACAAAUGUGAUAAAUAUGGACGAGAAUGAGGAGUUGUUGUACCAGACACCCAACUCUUCGGUGAGAGAAGAACUUGGUGUGGACGAUUUCCGUACACCCCUAAAUGAAAUGCCAUCACCGCCACCCUUAUCCUCCAACUCUUUGUAUAAUAUGAAAUUUUUGAAUACACCCUCGCCCACUUAUCGCAGUGUUAAUAGCAAUAGCCGAUCCUGUUCCCGCGAAUCGGAUCUGUUUGCUAGCGGCGAACAAGACAGUGAAAGUGAAACGGCCGAUGAUUCAGGUUUGGAUGAAAACUUCCAUACACCCCGGGUGGCAAAAAUCAAAUCCAUGGAGAAUCUUUCCAUAUUAGAAAUGGAAUUUCAUAAGGCCUCGCAGGAAUUGGAUCGCAAUUCGCCGAGACGUUUAAAGUGGUUGGCCGAACGCGAAAGAAUACAAAUGCCGAAAAUGAAAUCUUUGAAUAAUCUUUGUUUCGAUGAUUAUUCGGAAGAGCAAAUGCGAGCUGAGUUUCAAAUGAUACGUGAACAGAAUUUAGAAGAGAAACAUCGUUUCAAUAUGCAACAAAGAAAAAACUCUACUUCCUCCUCCAAUUCGGGUAAACUGUAUAUUAAAAACUCCAAAGUGGGCAAUGCCAAAUUCAUUGGUAACGAUGAUAGUCCCUUGCCUCUUAGCCAUAAUCAAAUCACCAGCCAUAUGCAUUAUCCCAUACAAAAAAUGAGAUCCAUGGGCACCAUACCCGAUGUGGUAAGCGAACGCAUAGAACCCGAUCCAUUUCUAACACCCACCUCAGCGCGCAGACCCCAAUUUCCCCUGGUAACACAAUCAGCCGAAAAGGCGGGCACACCAUCUUCUUAUGCUGCAGCCAGAUUACUAACAUACGAUUGUGUGGAUGGUGCUCAGAAUCAUCAUUCGCAUAAUUCUCUAAGUGAGCUGUACUCACAGGAUCGUUUGGGUAAACUGAUUAUAAACAAUGAGGCCUCAUUUAUGUCAAGGACACCAUUUGAGCGAGCCUAUCGUCGUAGUCUCAUGAAGAGCUCUACACCACUGCGACAAUCAUUGGGUCUUAUACAACAGUACAGCAGCACCGAGGAGUAUAACGUUGCAACCCAUAUAAGACCACAUUCCAAUAAUGCUGCCUACGAUUUAAUGAGGAAUCCCAGUUCUGGCUCUUUAGUUAUAAGUGAAACAGGUUCAUUGGAUCGCAUGAAAAAUACCGCCGAAAAACGUAAAAAAGGGCCGUUGGAUGAUGGGCCUCGAGUGUCUGAUCGUGUGGAGGAAACUCGUGUUAAUCCGAAUUCUUUAAUUGAUGAGAUUUUGAAGGAUACAAAAUUGGAUCAGUUAGAGGAAACGGCUGAAACUUCCGGUUUACAACUGUAUAUAGGUAAAGAUGGCACCACAUCAUUUGGUAACCAUGAGCUUAAAUCUAGAGUCUCUGCUGGGGCUUUCAAACAGGUUGUCAUGGAGAAUCCAAGAUAGUAGCAUAAAUUUCUAAGCUAAAAUAAGACUUUUUUUCAAAACAACAACAACAACAAACAAACCUACUACUAUUACAAACUACAAAAAAAACUAUACUAUGUAAUAAUAAUAAAAAUAAUAAUAAUAAUAAAUAUACAUAUAUAUUGAUUGCUAUAAUACAAAAAUUAAAUUAAAAACAAAAUUAAAAUUUAAAAGAAAUUUAAUAAUUUAUAUAUUUAAAAAGAAAACAGAAACAAAUUAUUAAAAAUUACAAAACAACAAACAAACAAACCAUAAAUGUUAUUAUAUAUAGAAAAUAUACUAUAAAAUAUAUAUUAUAUUUAAAAAAAAAAGAAAAAGCAACAAGAAAAUAAUUUCCAUUGUAUUUAAACAAAAUAAUAAUAAUUAAAAAACGAGAA
Messenger RNA from Calliphora vicina (urban bluebottle blowfly), 3931 nucleotides. RefSeq names its product bromodomain-containing protein DDB_G0280777. NCBI's taxonomy places the organism in Eukaryota, Metazoa, Arthropoda, Insecta, Diptera, Calliphoridae. The record is from RefSeq and is a predicted model, not a curated record. Bases 774 to 3533 code for a protein of 919 amino acids. The transcript has 11 exons.